AUGCGACAACGCGGGAACUCUCUCCAACAAGUCGGCUGGUCCUUCGCCGCCACCGUCACCCUCCUCUUGCUCAUCAUCAGUCUCUCCUCCAUCUACACGACCCACAGUCGGAUCCGAGCCAUCUUCCCGGACGCCUUUAGCAGUCAGACCACAUUCACGGCGUACAGCGAAGACCUUCGAGACGUCGCUUCCUCCAAUGUGACCUUCGUCGUGGCCAGCCGCAAGUCCGACGAUACUUCCUGGUUGGAGGCGAACCUCCCGACGUGGAGCAUCGUCCGCUACAUCACGGACGAUUUGAAUGCGGAGGUUUUCGUGCCCGUCAACAAGGGCCAUGAGGCGAUGGUAUACUUGACGUACCUCAUCGACAACUACCACUCCCUCCCACCGAUCUCUGUCUUCUCCCACGCCGAGCGAUACCAAUGGCACAACGACGACGCCCUCUUCGACGGCGCCCGCGUGCUCUCCCACCUGCAACUCCCCUACGUCCACUCCCAAGGCUACGUGAGCCUCCGCUGCGCCUGGCACUACGGCUGUCCGUCGGAGAUCCGACCCUUCGAACACGGCGACGACCCGGCCCCGGACCGAUCCAAAUUCCUCAUGCAGGACGUCAAGCCCUACUUCUACAAGCACGCCUUUGAGGCCAUGUUCCCGGGCGAAGAGGUCCCCGAGGUCGUGGGAGCCGGCUGUUGUUCGCAAUUCGCCGUCUCGAGGGACCGCAUCCUGCAGAGAUCCCUCGGCGACUAUCAGAGGGUCCGGAGGUGGUUGAUCGAGACGGAUCUGCCGGACAACGUCAGCGGCAGGAUCAUGGAGUAUAUCUGGCACAUUCUCUUCGGCCAAGAAGCUGUCUCCUGUCCCACCGCGGAAGAAUGCUACUGCCGCGUCUUCGGCAAAUGCGACCUGGUCUGCACCGAACCCGGGUCCUGCGAAAACCAGUGGUUCCUGCCCUAUGGCGAGAGACUCCCCGAGGGAUGGCCGGAGCGGGACUUCGAUGGGGAGAUCCAGGAUGUGGCUGCGUUGCGGGAAGUGCAGGAUGGUGAUUAUACUGCUGCUGCUGUUGGGUCAUGA
Dissoconium aciculare CBS 342.82 is the source of this 1065-nucleotide messenger RNA. RefSeq lists its product as uncharacterized. The transcript has 3 exons. The record is from RefSeq and is a predicted model, not a curated record. NCBI's taxonomy places the organism in Eukaryota, Fungi, Ascomycota, Dothideomycetes, Mycosphaerellales, Dissoconiaceae. The coding region runs from base 1 to 1065 and encodes 354 amino acids.